AUGGUUUACUGCGCUCGUCCGAGCAAAAGCUGCCAUGGUUGCCGGCAGCGGCGAAUCAAAUGUGAUCUUCGAGUGCCAGCUUGCACACAAUGCAAGCGGGCAGGCAUGAAGUGUGCUGGCUAUCGUGACCAGCUAUCGCUUUUAUUCCGCGACGAAAACGCGAGGACCAAACACCGCUCAGCGACGGCGAAAGACAGGUCGCGACAAGCGGAGAUUCAUCGGAAUAGGGUUAAGCAAGAUCAAUAUAUUCUCAGAGUUACUGCUGGUCCUUCCAUGUCAAUCGAAGAAGGUGGACUGAGCUUCUUUCUCAACCGUUUCACCACGGUGACUCAAUGGUCAUUGGCUGGCCAAUCGUCGAUCGAUGGCACAAUCCACCCUUUCAUAAGGAGUUUGAUUUCUACAGAGCCAUCUCGAGAUGCCCUCAUAUCUGUUGGGCUAGCAGCCUUAUCGAAUGUUACUGGUGACAAAGCGUGUCUUAGACUUGCGUUGCAGAAAUAUGUCAAUGGCAUCAUGCAUGUCAGAAAAGCUCUCGAGGAGCCGGCAAAAGCAGACUUGGACGAUACGCUAAAGCUAGCAGCUAUGCUCACGCUUUUUGAGAUUUCAGAGCUGAUAAAGGACCAGCUCGUUAGAAAUGACUCGGGCCACAUCAAUUCAUGGAAUAUUCACGCCAAUGGCGUCCUCGCCCUCUUUCGGCGCCUGAACAGUAAUCGUAUGCCGGGGACUCCUCAUAAUAUGGCAGAUUUGCAAUCUUAUGCAUUCUUCAUUUUGAGAUAUUUCAUCUCAGGAGGAGAGAUCCCUCACGAGGUUCUUGAAUGGUCUGCCCCAGAAUACUCCUCGCCAAUGCUAAAUAAUGCGGCUGCCCUCAUCAGUAUUCUCGUACACUUUGUUCGAUUUGACGACGCCUUGAAAAAAGCUGCUUUCAAUGUGGAUGCCGAAGAAGCUGUUCGACAAGCGCUGAUUAUCGACACAAAACUGAAAGACUGGCAAGCCAGUCUUUCGAGUGAUUAUUGGUCGUAUGUUAUCCAGGAAUCUAGUGAGUAUUCUGGAGUAUACCAAGGAAAGUACCAUAUCUAUCAGAAUGUAUGGGCAUCUCGAAUGCUAAACCACUACCGUUGGUCUCGCAUUCGUGUCAACGAAUUACUUUACUGGUACAUAUCGAAGCUUGCAGUCCCCACGACUUCUCAAAUCACCCAGCAGCAGACGUCCCUGAUCACAAUAUCUCGCAUGGCAACCGAGAUUUGUAUUUCUGUACCUAACCACUCCCGCUUCUUAGGGGUCAGAUUCGGCUCUCUUGCUAACGACCAAGCCGAGAGUCCACCACUAAAUGGAGUCUUUGUGCUAUUGUUUCCUCUGAUUAUUGCUGGAAGUGCAAUAGGCGUGUCUGACGAAUUGCACGAAUGGGUUGUCAAGAUCCUUGGUAUGAUUGGGUCAACCAUGGGAAUUGGGCAUGCCGCAGAAUCGAUCUCAGUUGUGCAGUCAGUACGAGAAGCUAAGAAGCGCGCGGACCCUUGGAAUGCGAGUAUCAUAUUGCCAAAACACAGCUAG
This is a messenger RNA of Talaromyces atroroseus, 1545 nucleotides long. RefSeq lists its product as hypothetical. The record is from RefSeq and is a predicted model, not a curated record. The transcript is spliced from 3 exons. Lineage: Eukaryota; Fungi; Ascomycota; Eurotiomycetes; Eurotiales; Trichocomaceae. Gene Ontology annotation, molecular function: DNA-binding transcription factor activity, RNA polymerase II-specific; zinc ion binding. Gene Ontology annotation, biological process: regulation of DNA-templated transcription. Bases 1 to 1545 code for a protein of 514 amino acids.